This is a messenger RNA of Rotaria sp. Silwood2, 1944 nucleotides long. The record is from the annotation of a GenBank genome assembly. Lineage: Eukaryota; Metazoa; Rotifera; Eurotatoria; Philodinida; Philodinidae.
AUGAAGUUCACAGAUUUCUCGCUAACAAGUUUUGAUUAUGUCGAUUAUAUUUGGGUGCCUAUUUCUGAUGCAGAUGGUUAUACAACAAUCACUGAUCUACAGCUUCCUUCUUAUACCACUUUGAAUGUCGAAAAAAUUGAAGAAGCAAAUACAAAAAUACAUCAUACAUCAAAAAUUAGAGAUAAGAAUUUAACUGUAAAACUUUGUAAACAAUCAAUGAACAAAACAGAUUUUGAAUAUCUUAAUGUAGAUUCAUCGAUAACUAUUGGUCAACUAAAAGAAGAAGCAAGAAAACGAGUCAUAAGUCAAAGAACCAAAUAUUUAUACUUGUGGACAGAAAAUGGUUGGACCAAAUUUGAUACCAAUCUAGAUGAUUUGACUUUAGCUGAGAUGAAAUUUAAUCAAUAUUCAAUGAUUAGCUUUCAAAGACAAGAUGAUCUUGUUCCUGGUCUAUGUGGUCUAACCAAUUUAGGUAAUACAUGUUUUAUGAAUAGUGCUCUUCAAUGUUUAAGUAAUAUUCCUGAAUUCACUCGAAAAAUCUUAUUGUUUGGUAAUGAAAUAAAUGCACCAAUAAUUGGUGCCUAUUCAGCAUUGAUUAAAACAAUGUGGUCAGGUGAACAUAUUGUCACUGUACCAUCGUCUUUAUUAUUGAAUAUUUCUGAGAAUUUACCACGUUUUCGACGAUAUAGACAGCAAGAUGCACAAGAAUUUAUGAACUAUUUUCUAACUAUAAUUCAUCAAGAGUUAACAAACGAAAGAACAUUAAUUACUGAUUUGUUCUAUGGUCAAAUUCAAUCAAGUGUUAAAUGUUUAGGAGGAUGUCAUUUCAUAGAGACCAAUGCAGAAGUAAUUAGUUUUCUUCCGUUACCUGUCGCAAAUGAUAUUGAUCAAUAUGAUAUUCUCUAUCUUCGAAGUAAUGGUGAACAAAAAUUAAUUUCAGUUCAUGUUUGUGCAAGGACGAUCGGCACACUGAUUGAGUCGUUUAUUAAACAACAUGAGCCAAAAUUAUCAUCUACACGAAUCCAAGUUGUUAGAAUAGUGGACAAUAUAAUUAUAGAUAACUACUCAUCUUACACAUUACUAAGUGACACCAUCAAGCAUCAACUAACUUUUAUCGAACUUCCCGAGAAAACUGUUGACCAAAGAUAUGUCGAACUUGCUUUUCUCAGUCACAGAACAUACAAACCAUUUCGACCACCUAUUUUUCUCGUUUGUCCAUCCUACGGUUGUCAUUAUUCUGAUCUAUUCGAACAGAUAAAUCAGAUUCAAAAUUAUCUCUGUUCAGUAACUAAUGCACCGACUUUUGUAUUUCAUCGUUAUUGGAUUAAUGAUAAGGGCACAACUUGCAAUUUCAAAACUGAAACGCAUAAAGACGACACUUCACUAUUGUUCAUGAAUCGAAUUAUUCUCGAAAUGGAUCCUGAAUGGAUUGAAAAAUAUAUAAAUCUAUACAAUAUUGAUCGAUCAUCCAUCAAUUCAUCAUUAAACAGUCUAUUAGCAGAUUUUUUUCGUGAAGAGCCACUCAACGGUGUUUAUUAUUGUUCGAAAUGUCUUGAUCUCAAAACAGCUAGGCAGAAGGCAGAUUUAGUUUUACCAUUACCUCCUGUACUAAUUAUACAGUUAAAACGAUUUACAUAUGACCCUUAUUCCAGCACAAAAAUUGAUACAUACAUCGACUUUCCACUUCGAGAUCUUGAUCUCCAUCCAUAUAUAAUCCAAAAUGAUGGUCAAAAGAAAAAUAUGUCAACAUUGUAUGAUCUUGUAGCGGUAUCUAAUCAUAGAGGUAGUCUUGUUAGUGGACAUUAUAUUACUUAUGCAAGAAAUGAUCGAAAUAAAAACUGGUAUUCAUUUGAUGACGAAACAAUUCGAGAAAUUCUCAAUGAGCAUGAUAUUGUGACAAAAGAUGCUUAUAUUCUUGUAUAUGUUCAACGACCUACUAUGUGA